Papaver somniferum (opium poppy) is the source of this 976-nucleotide messenger RNA. RefSeq names its product universal stress protein A-like protein. The record is from RefSeq and is a predicted model, not a curated record. The coding region runs from base 194 to 703 and encodes 169 amino acids. The transcript has 4 exons. NCBI's taxonomy places the organism in Eukaryota, Viridiplantae, Streptophyta, Magnoliopsida, Ranunculales, Papaveraceae.
CUCCAACAUCCACUUACCAAAACAAAGACCGCCAACAGUAAUCAAAACCAGAAACCACCUCAAAUUUUGUGGCAAAGAAUCGGCUUUUCCCUUCUCUAUUAAAUUAACAACAGCAUACACUUUUGCUAAAAUUCAUUUUCACUUGUUAGAUCUUACUACCGAGCUCUUAUUAGGUGCUAGCAAGCUAGGAUAUAUGGCUGAUAUUGAAGUACAAGAACGUAAGAUAGUUGUGGCAAUUGAUGAAGGAGAAGAAAGUAUAUAUGCAUUAACAUGGGCAAUCAAGAAUAUUUUAGUGUCACAAAAUUCUAAUGAUACCAUCCUUCUUCUCUAUGCAAAACCACAUCCGCAACUUGUUUCUACUCUAGAUGGACCAGAAUAUUUGUUUUCGUCUGAUGUUAUUAUAUCAAUGGAGAAAUAUAGUAAGGACGUUGCUGAUUGUGUGAUUGAGAAAGCUAAAAGGGUUUGCAAAGAUCAUCAAAAUGUGAAAGUGGAGAUAAGGGUUGGGGAAGGUGAUCCUAGAGAUGUGAUCUGUGAUGUAGUUGAGAAGAUUGGUGCUGAUAUAUUAGUCAUGGGGACUCAUGGCUAUGGUAUGAUCAAGAGGGCCCUUCUGGGAAGUGUAAGUACUCAUUGUGCACAAAAUGUCAAGUGCCCUGUUUUAAUUGUGAGAAGGCCGAAAUCAGAGGUUGGAAAUAAAUCGUCCUAGGCUGUUUAUUCCAAGUUUUCUGCUGGGGUUCUCAUGCAUGAUGCAUCUCCUUUGCGUUGCACUACUGUAAAGGCCUAUCGCACCCCUACCCAAAAAAAAUAGAAGAGGAAGAAGUUUGGUAAGUUUUUAGCUGUUCCUUGUUUGUAAUUGUGAGCGAGUGAUGAUGUAAAUAUUUGCUUUUGUAACUGUGAGUGAGUGGUGAUGUGAAUGUUUGAUUGUUGUUAAACUUGUUCUUCUAAUAAUAUUAGAAUGAAGCCGGUGCUGUUGCAUUAC